AUGGAGAGACUCUAUAAUUCCAAGUUCAGUAGAUGGGUGGAUAAAGUUGCUGUGGAUAAUGAAGAUGGUCUCACAACAGCUCAGUUGAUGUUAACAAAUCAUGAUCUUAAACCUGUCGAGCCCGAACGUCGCCAAUGGGGAGCCUGGAAUUAUGUUGGUUUUUGGAUUGCCGAUUCUUUCAACAUUAAUACGUGGAUGAUUAGCUCGUCGAUGAUCGUAGCUGGACUUUCGUGGUGGCAGUCAUGGCUUUGCGUAUGGAUUGGUUACACAAUCGCUGCCGGCUUCGUUUGUCUGACCGGUCGCAUUGGCGCUAUGUACCACAUUGGCUUUCCGGUCGUAAAUCGAUCGAGUUUUGGAAUAUGGGGAUGUCUUUGGCCCGUGUUUAAUCGCGCUGCUAUGGCAUGUAUUUGGUAUGGCGUGCAGGCGUACAUCGGUGGGCAUUGUGUAUAUCUUAUGAUCCGAUCUAUUUGGCUUAGCUGGGAUCGCACAACUAUCCCGAAUUCGUUUUCAGCAGACUCGGGGACCACUACCGCUGACUUCGUGUCCUUUUUCCUCUUCUGGCUCUGUUCGCUGCCCGCCAUUUGGUUUCCGGUGCACAAAAUCCGACAUCUUUUCACCGUCAAGGCAUACUUUGUACCUUGCGCCGGUAUCUCCUAUUUGAUCUGGGCCCUAGUUCGCGCUGGCGGACCUGGUCCCAUCGUUCGGCAAGGCGCAACGAUAGAGGGAAGCGACCUUGCUUGGCAAUUUAUUAAGGGUGUGAUGAGUUCUAUCGCCAACUUCGCAACCCUCAUUGUGAAUGAUCCGGAUUUCUCCCGGUUCGCUGGUAAACCGCGUGAUGCAUUAUGGUCUCAGUUUUUCACCAUUCCUCUCGGGUUCGCUGUCACCUCUCUCAUCGGAAUCUUAGUCUCGUCUAGCUCGAUCAUCAUCUACCCUGGCACUGAACCAAUCUGGGAUCCCCUCGACCUGCUAGAGAGGUUCAUCGACGAUGGUGGCUCUGGUCAACGUUUUGGCGUAUUCGUGAUUUCUCUCGCCUUCGCCCUGGCUCAAUUGGGAACCAACAUUGCCGCGAACUCAGUCUCGGCAGGAACCGAUAUGACGGCAUUGUUACCAAGAUUUAUCAAUAUCCGUCGCGGCGGUUAUAUCUGUGCGGCGGUUGGAUUAGCUAUGUGCCCUUACACUCUCCUAACAUCGGCCAAUCAGUUUACGACGUAUCUCUCUUCCUAUUCAGUUUUUCUAAGUUCAAUCGCGGGUGUUAUGUGUAGCGAUUAUUACCUAGUCCACAAGGGCUAUCUCGAUAUUCGAGAGCUUUACGACGCUCGAAAGACCGGACCUUAUUACUUUACGUUUGGUUUCAACUGGAGGGCUUAUGCAGCAUACAUCAGCGGUAUCCUUAUCAAUGUGGUCGGUUUCGCAGGGGCUGUAAAUGGUGGGAAUGUUCCUAUGGGAGCGACGUACAUCUACAAUUUUAAUUAUUUCUGUGGAUUCAUCGUUGCGGCAGCAAUAUAUUGGAUCUUGUGCAAGCUGUCACCCAUACCAGCUUGCAGCGAAACAUGGAUGGAAGUGGGUGAUCAAAUUGAUGAGGUCAGGUUGGCGUACGACCAACACAGCGAGCAAGGAGAAUUCGAAGAGGAGGCGGAUAUGGGCAACAAAUAUGAUAAAAACGACGAUGAUGACCAUCAGAAGACUGUAUAA
Hypoxylon trugodes is the source of this 1692-nucleotide messenger RNA. RefSeq names its product permease for cytosine/purines, uracil, thiamine, allantoin-domain-containing protein. The transcript has 3 exons. Gene Ontology annotation, molecular function: nucleobase transmembrane transporter activity. The record is from RefSeq and is a predicted model, not a curated record. Gene Ontology annotation, biological process: nucleobase transport; transmembrane transport. Bases 1 to 1692 code for a protein of 563 amino acids. Lineage: Eukaryota; Fungi; Ascomycota; Sordariomycetes; Xylariales; Hypoxylaceae. Gene Ontology annotation, cellular component: plasma membrane.